UCAGUUUCUUUUCCUUCCAGCUGCUGUGUGUUUCUCACAUUAACUCUCAGAAUCUCUCUGCAGGUGACAAAGAAGCUCGCGGGUAUCGCCUCCGACACGGCCGCCUGGGCUACCAACGUCGGCAAUGAGCACGGGCAGGUCCUCAUGAGCGUCCUCACCUCCACCGAGAGAGCGCCGGGGGCCUGUCCGGGAUGGCGGCCGGCUUGAUGAGGCGGUACCGACUCGCCGGGGUACCUCCCCCCCAGCUGAUCUACGUGGACCGCGACUGCUGACAGCUGUCUUGUUUCAGGUGUGAAAAGGACACUGUUGACAGUUGUGCUGCAUCAGCACCGUGGCUGGAGAGUUUAACGUUUUGUUUGUUUCGCAGGAGUGGGAGCAUCUCGUGGUGAGACUGGACAUCUGGCACCUGAUGCGACGCUUCGCAUCAGGUGUCAACACCGAGAGCCACGAGCUGUACCCCACCUUCAUGAGGCAGCUGUCUAACUGCAUCUUUGAGGUGGACGCCGGAGAUGCACGCCGUCUCGCAGAGGCUAAGCGGUCCCAGCUGGAGGGGAAGCACGGGAUGGUUGGACUGACGGACGCCGCGGUGAACCAGAGGAUCUCCAAGGAGGAGUGGAGGCUCCACGUCCGCCGCAGGACACGGGGGCCUGAGGAAUCGGCCCUCCUCAUCCAGGAGCUCCUCGACACCUUCGGUGGACCGGCAGGACGCAACAACCUGGGCAUCCCGUUGCUCAACGCUCUCCGCAUCCAGGAAAUAUGGAGUACGCAGAGGACCCACCUCAGCUGCAUCCAGGACCCGCCAGGUGUGCAGCUGUACACCCAGACGGGCCGGCUGACCAAGGGAGGAGUCAGCCUGCCCGUAUAUCGCUGCGCGAGGGGCUCCACCUCUCUGGAGUCCUUCCACCUCCACCUUAACCGGUUCAUCCCAGGGACCCGGGCCAGCGCCAAGCACUUCCAGGCGUUCCUGGUGGAUGGACUGGUGAGGUGGAACGAGGACCGCGCAGCGGCAGCUGCACCACCACCGGCUGCAGACGAGGGACGGCUGGGACCUCUGCACUCCUACAGUGGCCACCUCAAGCACGUCCUUAACCAGAAGAGCCAAAGAGUGCUUGGUCUUCAGAUGGUUAAGGACUUCACCGAGCCGGCUGAGUACACAGGGGAGCUCAUCGGAGUGGAGUACCUGUACCAGCAGACCGGCAAAGUGCUUGAGGACGUCAGCCUGGACCCUGACACUCCGGACGAGGCUCCUGCCAUCGAGGCGCUGGAGGAGGAUGAGGGCAUCGAGGAAGACGUAGAGGACCCUACCGUCUUCGGGCCUGAUACUCCGUCCUCCAGCGUGGCAGCAGCCCGGUCAGGUGAUCCAGCUGACGCACCGUUUGAGCCAUCCCGUUCGGGUCAAGUUGCCCCUCCUGAGGCCCCAGAGGUUCAGGACCCUGAUCCCCAGCAGCCCUCCUCAGACUCUGAAGAGGACAUCCAGGGUCCUGAUGGCCAGCCCGGGUACCGGCACAUCCUGAAGCUGGCCCAGGCGCUGGUGGAAGGGAGGAACCUUCUGGGGCUGUCUGAGAAUAGGGUAGACCGACUCAUCCUGCUUUGGACUCGCUUGGCGGAGCAGGACAAGCGGCGAGUCGACUACCCUCCCAGAUACCGGGAGAGGCAACCAAAGGGGCGGUUCAAGGCAGCGAAGGGGAAGAACACCUCCUGUGCUGGAAAGGAGAGUCUCCAACGCUGCCUCCUCGGGGUCAACUCGGGGCCUUCCACCUGGCCCAGCGCCAGUCGCCUGGUGGAGGCCAUUUGCACGCUGCUCUGCAAGCUCCACCCGGCGGCCACGCGGGUCGGCGGGAUGCACAAGCCCCGGCUCAGCCUCAUCCUCGCUGACUAUGUGUCCAUCAGAGAGGUAGUGCUGAGCACCCCGAGGCUGAUGGCUCAGACGGACAUCCAGCUCUUUGAGCUGAACCACCGGACCCUCAGCCAGUGGUUCUCUCGCAAGCAGAGGGGGGUUGGUCACGGGCUGUGCGGCAGCAGGGAGCUUUCGUCAUCCCUGCAGGUGUCGCAGCCGAGCCCCUCCCUCCCGUCAAAGGGCUGUCCUUUGUUAAAUGGGGAGCAGCCUGGACCUUUGUCCAGCGGCCUUCCUCCACUGCCCCUGGGUGUCUUCCCUGGUCCUGCCGGUCUGCCUCCUCAAAGUCCCGGACAAAGCAGGACCACUGUCUGGAGGAAGAGGAAGGCGGCCGAGGCAGCGGCUGCUGCUGCUGCUGCAGGUCAGGUGUUGCCACCCAAGAAUCCCCGUCAGCAGUACACCUGCUCCAAGUGUGGUCAGCCCAAAACAUUAGAAACUGGCCACACUCGGCUUUACGGUGUAACGUACUGUGCUGCUGUCGGGGGCAAGACUGUGGAGCAGUGGAGGGAGGAGGUCCAAAGGACUCAGAGCGGGGGGAAAUGA
Molecule: messenger RNA, 2437 nt
Organism: Gasterosteus aculeatus aculeatus (three-spined stickleback)
Lineage: Eukaryota; Metazoa; Chordata; Actinopteri; Perciformes; Gasterosteidae
Source: RefSeq, a predicted model, not a curated record